Pongo pygmaeus (Bornean orangutan) is the source of this 1172-nucleotide messenger RNA. It is a transcript of the gene CMTM8, whose product is annotated as CKLF like MARVEL transmembrane domain containing 8. Gene Ontology annotation, molecular function: structural constituent of myelin sheath. Gene Ontology annotation, cellular component: membrane. The coding region runs from base 304 to 825 and encodes 173 amino acids. Lineage: Eukaryota; Metazoa; Chordata; Mammalia; Primates; Hominidae. The record is from RefSeq and is a predicted model, not a curated record. Gene Ontology annotation, biological process: myelination. The transcript has 5 exons.
CUCGGGUCAUCGGUCCGGCCGGGUCAUCGGUCCGGCCGGGUCAUCAUUCCUGCCGUUUCCCCAACAUUCAAGGGCCCCAGCGCAGCUCGGGAGCCGGCGCACCGAGGCGCUAGGGGCGCCGCGCACUCGAGGGACACGCGCCGCGCCUGGACAGCCCCCGGCGGGCGCCCCCUCGCACCCCCUGCCCCGCUCGGGCCGCGCUCCCCUCCCCCGCGCCUGUGUCCCCAGGGCGCAGGGCCGCGCGUCCAGCCCCAGACCCGCCAGGGGUCCCUGGGGACGCGCCAGCCCUGCAGUGGCUCGACGAUGGAGGAGCCGCAGCGCGCCCGGUCGCACACCGUCACCACCACCGCCAGCUCCUUCGCAGAGAACUUCUCCACCAGCAGCAGCAGCUUCGCCUACGACCGGGAGUUCCUCCGCACCCUGCCCGGCCUCCUCAUCGUGGCCGAGAUCGUUCUGGGGCUGCUGGUAUGGACGCUUAUCGCUGGAACUGAGUACUUCCGGGUCCCCGCAUUUGGCUGGGUCAUGUUUGUAGCUGUAUUUUACUGGGUCCUCACCGUCUUCUUCCUCAUUAUCUACAUAACAAUGACCUACACCAGGAUUCCCCAGGUGCCCUGGACAACAGUGGGCCUGUGCUUUAACGGCAGUGCCUUCGUCUUGUACCUCUCUGCUGCUGUUGUAGAUGCAUCUUCCGUCUCCCCUGAGAGGGACAGUCACAACUUCAACAGCUGGGCGGCCUCAUCGUUCUUUGCCUUCCUGGUCACCAUCUGCUACGCUGGAAAUACAUAUUUCAGCUUUACAGCAUGGAGAUCCAGGACCAUACAGUGAUUUACCAUUUUGAUAAUUAAAAGGAAAAAAAAAGGAAGACUGUCACUGUAAAAACAGCUGUAGGUAUAAUGUAUAUUCCCAGAGAAUUGUAUUUAACUAAUUAAUGUUUUUUAUAUUCUUAAAUUUGCUCACAAAUUGUGGUUUGUUACGAUUAAACUGGAUACUUAUUUGCAAAGUGUUGUAGCUUAUAAUGAACUCUUAAGUAUCUUAUUAAUGUAUUAAUGUCUUCAUAGAUCAUAUUUUCUUAGACAAUGUUUAAAUAGAUAAAUUGCUAAUAUUGAGAAUGUGUCAAGUUUGUAAACCUAACUUUUAAGAUACCAGAUUCUUUUUUGAUUAAAUGUUGCAAA